AUGGAGGUCGUUGCUGAAGCACUCGUAUCGGCUUCCGUUGAAUCGCUGUUUAAAAUGUUGGGCUCUAGUGAUUUGCUCAAUUUUGCUCCAAAGAAGAAGAUCCAUGCCGACCUAAAGAAUUGGGAGACGACUCUGAGGAGAAUCAAUGGUCUGCUCCAGGAUGCUGAAGAGAAGCAAUUAACUGAUAAGGGAGUGAAGAUAUGGCUUGUUGACCUUCAAAACUUGGCCUAUGACAUUGAAGAUGUAUUGGAUGAGUUUGCCACCGAAACUUUGAAGCGCAAGGUUAUGAAAGAUUCUCACGCAAGCACAGAGAAGUUGCACAAACUCAUACCCUCUUGCUCAGAUAAGUUGCAAAAACUCAUACCCUCUUGUUCUUGUUCUUUUGCAUUCAAGAGCAAGAUGGCAUCCAAGAUAGAUGAUAUCACAGAACGAUUGCAGAAUAUUGCACAGCAAGAGCAAUCGCUCAAUCUGAUGACGAUAGCUAUUGGGAUGAGGUCCAAAGAGCAGAAAGAAAGGCCAUCAACAACUUCUUUGGUAGAUGAAUCGCAUAUUUAUGGCAGGAAUGACGAAAAAGAAGCUAUUGUUCAGAUGUUGCUGAGGGAUGAGGGCGGUAACAAUUCCAUUUCUGUGUUCCCAAUAUUGGGGAUGGGAGGAAUUGGUAAGACUACCCAAGCUCAGUUAGUCUACAACGAUUCUACAGUAAAAGACAAUUUCAACAUCAAGGAUCUGGAUUUAAAUUCACUUCAAGAAAAAUUGAAAGAAAAGUUGUUUCAGAAGAAAUUUCUUCUCAUCCUAGAUGAUGUUUGGGAAGAGGAUUACAAUCAAUGGGAUCUACUACGUGGACCUUUUGUUACUGUAGCACCCGGUAGCAAAAUAGUUGUCACCACCCGAAAGAAUAAUGUUGCACCAAUCAUGGGUGAUGUUUCAACUUUCCAUGUGGUGAAGGAGUUGCCAGAUGAUGAGUGCCUUUUGUUACUGGCCUGUCAUGCUUUGGGAGCAAAUAGCUUCGAUGCACGCCCAGAUCUAAAGGAUAUUGGUAAGGAGUUGGUGAAAAGGUGUAAUGGACUUCCGUUGGCUGCAAAAGUAUUGGGAGGUCUCUUGCGCAAUAAGCGAAGCCAUGGAGAGUGGGACCGCGUAUUGAGAAACAAUUUGUGGAACUCUCCAAAAACGAGGAACAGUGUUCAUCCGACUUUAAAAUUGAGCUACAAUGAUCUCCCUCCUCAUUUGAAGCGGUGUUUUAUUUAUUGUGCAAUAUUCCCCAAGGAUUAUGAAUUUGAUAGGGAUGAGUUGGUUUUGUUAUGGAUGGCAGAAGGCUUCUUGCAAAAUCCGCUUGGAGGGACGCUGAUGGAGGACUUGGGAAUUGAAUACUUUGAGGAUUUGGUAUCAAGGUCAUUCUUUCAGUCAUCGACCGGUAAUUUCAGACCAUUCUUUCAGUCAAAAUUAUUUGUGAUGCAUGAUCUCACAAGUGAUCUUGCUCAAACUAUUGCGGAAGAUAUUUGUUAUAAUUAUGAGAAUAAGACAAAGGUUGCAAGGGUGCUAUCUCUUGCUGAUUCCCCAACGGGAAAGCUAUCGAAUUCAAUUGGAGAUUUGAUACACCUACGGUUCAUCAACUUAUCUGACACAUUUAUUGAACAGCUUCCAGAGUCGGUGAGUAGUCUCUUUAAUUUGCAAACUUUGUUAUUGUUUUCUUGUCAUAAACUCAAGAAGUUGCCAGAUAAAAUUAGAAAUCUGGUGAACUUGCGGCAUCUUGAUAUUUCAUCGACACCUGAGUUAAAGAAGUUGCCAUCCGGCAUAGGUAUGUUGACCAAUCUUCAGACUUUAUCCAAGUUUAUUGUGCAAGAAGGGGAUGGAGCUACAAUCGCUGAACUCCAGAACUUGAACAAUCUUCGUGGCAGUUUAUCCAUUGAAGGGCUUCAAAAUGUACAAGACGCAAAGUUAGCAAGCUUAAAGGGGAAGCAAGGCCUCGAAGAAUUGGCAUUAAAAUGGGAUUAUUAUGGAGGGAAUGACGAGUCGGUGCUUGAACCACUUGAAUUAUAUGGCAGGGAUGAUUAUGGUAGGAGUCGCAUGUCGGUGCUUGAAUCACUUGAACCUCAUCAAAACUUGAAGAGGCUUACCAUUUCAUCCUACGAUGGUGCAGAAUUCCCAUCUUGGAUGACAAAUAUUCGUUUGGUUUCCUUAGAACUGUUGAAGUGUGAACAGAUCAAACUCUUACCCCCUCUUGGGCAACUUUGCUUACUCAAAGAGCUACGCAUACAUGGGUUGGGUGCAGUUAAAACCAUAGGUGGUGAGUUUUAUGGGAAUGGCGUAGAGUCAUUUCCAUCGCUAGAGAGGUUGGAAAUUGAUGAAAUGUCAGAGUGGAUUGAAUGGUCUCAUGGCAAUAUGGGUGGUGAUCAAGGAUUUCCUAAUCUUCAGGAGCUUAUUGUAUGUAAUUGUCCUAAGUUGAUUGGGAGUUUGCCAAGUGGAUUGCACAGACUUAGGCAUGUAUCUAAAUUGGAAAUCAUCGGAUGUGGAAGUCUGGUAUCGUUUGCUCCUAUGGGCUUGCCAUGUAGUCUAAAAAGCAUUAGAGUUAGAAAUUGUGAUGCUCUUCAAUGUUUCCCAAUAAUUUACACUGACGAUAGCGAGCAGAGCCUUCUUGAAGAACUAUAUAUUGGAUAUUGCUCUUCUCUCAAGUACUUGGAGGGAAACUUCAAGUUGCCUACCUCAUUAAGGAAAUUGACAAUCGAGAGGUGUGGAAAUCUAUUGUCUCUACCUGAUGGAUUGAUGUUGGAAGAUGACAACGCAAAUCAGUCUCAAUCUCAAUCUCAUCUUGACUAUUUGGCGAUUGAGGAAUUUUGCAAUUGGAAUCACCAUUUUCAGAGAAUAACACGGCACUUGAAUCAAUUGUAA
Molecule: messenger RNA, 2886 nt
Organism: Tripterygium wilfordii
Lineage: Eukaryota; Viridiplantae; Streptophyta; Magnoliopsida; Celastrales; Celastraceae
Product: putative disease resistance RPP13-like protein 1
Exons: 4
Coding region: 1-2886 (961 amino acids)
Biological process (GO): defense response to other organism
Molecular function (GO): ADP binding
Source: RefSeq, a predicted model, not a curated record